CUUUGGCAGUGGACUUUUAGGACACAGGAUUAUCUGAACAUCCUGCUAGAACACGAGGCACCACCUCCAAACCGGGUUUGCUGCUUGUGCGAUGGAGAUGGAACACAGAAGUGCCAGGACUGUCUAGCUGAGCCCAUAUUUUGCACGAGGUGCUGCCGGACUCAGCAUUCCUUGCUGCCUUUCCACCAGAUAAGUCAAUGGAACGGCGAUUUCUUUGAAGAGACAACUCUCACCAAGUUAGGGGUGGAGAUUCACCUUGGCCACAGAGGACAACCUUGCCCCCACCACUGCAUUGGGGCUCCGGACAGGGGCAAUGAUUUAUCUGAUGUAUUUAUCAAGUCCGGAUCUCGGACUGUCUGGCCAGAACCCCCGGAAGCAAACAUACCCACACCGGGCAGAUGUCAGAUGACAGUUGUCGACACCUCGGGAAUCCACGUCAUGUCAAUUUGUUUUUGCCAAUGCUCUGAUGCACUCACAGCGGACAAGCAGUUGUUUGAGAUGGGCCUAUUUCCGGCAUCGUUCACCUGCCCAAAGACAGCCUUCACUUUUGCAUUGCUGGACGAUUUUAUUCGGGACAACCUGGAAUGCAGCACUUCCUGUAUGAACUAUUACAGCAAACUCAGGCAAAUCACAUCCAGCAUGUUCCCUCAUUUAGUGCCAGUAAAGGAGUUACUCAGAGUAGCCAGGCAGUGGCACCAGCUGAAGCUAUUGAAGUGGAAUGGAUUUGGCCAUGAGCAGAGGGACCUGAAUGAUGGCAAGCUGGCAUUGUUCUGCCCGGCAUGUCCACAGCCAGGGAUAAACAUAACUUUGCCUAAUGAAGAAAACACUACAACGCAGUGGCUAUACUCCUGUUCCCUGGUGAUGGAUGGAAAUUUUAAAGCCGAGCAUCUGCACCCAACCCACCCGGAAGAUGAGGUCUGGUUGACUGACAGAAAAGGCUACAUGGCGGCGAGAGCCAGAUACCGGGCCCAUCUGGCGAUCACCGAAGAUUCGACCCAGCGGUCGGAAUGCAACAACCAUAGGGCGGUAAACCAGGCAAACACAUCUCGGCACAAAUUAGAAGCUACCGGAAUCGGUGGGUGCGCAUGUGCCCACCAUGGUUGCUUUGUGCCCAAUUCAAUGGUGGAUUUCCAAAAAGGGGAGAGUAGACAAAUGAACAUGGACUACACUUUGUGCAACGCACUGGCUCACAAUACCAAUGGACUCGGCCGAGCAUUGACAUUCUACGAUGUCAACUGUCAGUACAACAAGCAUUUAAUUCGGGUAGAAGAUAGCACUCAUUUGUCCAUUCCUUCCGGAAUGGCAAUAAUUCCGGGUAUAGGCCUGUGGCACGUUCACGGGCAUCAAGACAAAUGUUUUGUCCGGUACGCAUCAAACUUUAUUCCUGGGGCCGGAUGA
This is a messenger RNA of Suillus fuscotomentosus, 1398 nucleotides long. RefSeq lists its product as uncharacterized. The record is from RefSeq and is a predicted model, not a curated record. NCBI's taxonomy places the organism in Eukaryota, Fungi, Basidiomycota, Agaricomycetes, Boletales, Suillaceae. The transcript has 4 exons. The annotation marks the transcript as partial.